CGUAUUUGGACACACAGACACACACGUUUUGGUUUAUUGGUUAUAUUGUUUUCUUGGUAAUUGCAGGGAAGCUUAUUAGUUUUUUUCUUGUCUUUUGUUCUGCUCUUGUGACUAUACAAGUUUAAGUUCUUCACUUUUUUCUUUGAAAUUGUACAUGGCAUCUGGGUUUUGUUUGGUUUGAUUGAAAGGAACUUCCUUUUUGUGAAAGAUUUGAAAGAGAUUAUAUUGUUUUGGUUUUCGUUUUCUGGGUUUAUAAAAAAACACUUUUUUUUGCUUUAAAUUUUAUGUUCUGAAUUGGUUCUUGAUUAGGAAUCUGACUCUUUUUGUUUGAGUUUGUUAUAUUGACGUGCUUGGCUUCAAUUUUCCUAGCAAUCAACAUUUCAGUUUGUCUGUUGCGUGAAAGUUCUAUAAUCAUUAUGGGUAUGGGAUUAUAUUUCGCUUUGUAGUUUAUUCCAUGGAAUGGGUGGCCUUUUGAUUGAAUGGGAGAGUUAGUAAAGCUUAGAACGGAUUAAGCUUCCAAUUACUACAAGUUGUUUGGAAAAAUUUCGGAUUGAAAUUGAAGCUUGAAGUUUUUAGUGGUGAUAUUACCUAGCAGCACACUGAUUUCUUCAGUUCAUAUUGGUCCUGGAUAGACUGUUCAUAACAUUUGGUGGUCGUAGAUACAUAUGGAAAAUUCAAUGGCUGGUGAGUCAUCUCGUUCUGAAAUGAACAAUGGCGGACUGUACAUAAAUUCUCAGGAAAAACUUGAGGAAGGUGGCCGUUGGUACUUAUCUAGAAAGGAAAUUGAAGAGAAUUCUCCAUCUAAACAAGAUGGCAUUGACUUAAAGAAAGAGGCUUAUCUACGCAAGUCAUACUGUACAUUUCUACAAGAUUUGGGCAUGAGACUUAAAGUGCCCCAGGUAACAAUUGCUACUGCAAUAAUUUUCUGUCACCGAUUCUUUCUUCGUCAAUCCCAUGCAAAGAAUGAUAGGAGGACUAUCGCUACAGUUUGUAUGUUUCUUGCGGGGAAGGUAGAGGAGACUCCCCGUCCACUGAAAGAUGUUAUUCUUGUUUCUUAUGAGAUUAUACAUAAAAAGGAUCCUGAAGCAGUUCAGAGGAUCAAGCAAAAGGAGGUAUAUGAACAACAGAAGGAAAUAAUUUUACUUGGAGAGAGGGUUGUACUUGCAACUCUUGGUUUUGAUUUCAAUUUGCUCCAUCCAUAUAAACCUCUUGUUGAUGCUAUAAAGAAAUUUAAGGUUGCUCAAAAUGCCCUUGCUCAAGUUGCAUGGAAUUUUGUGAAUGAUGGACUGCGUACAUCUCUUUGCUUGCAAUUUAAGCCCCACCACAUUGCGGCAGGUGCCAUUUUCCUUGCUGCAAAGUUCCUCAAAGUAAAGCUCCCAUCAGAUGGCGAGAAGGUCUGGUGGCAAGAGUUUGAUGUCACCCCACGCCAAUUGGAGGAGGUAAGCAAUCAGAUGCUGGAACUGUAUGAACAGAACCGGGUGCCCCCUUCAGCUAACAGUGAAGCUGAAGGGAGCAUAGUAGAUGGAGCUUCUCAUCUGGCCUCAUCAAAAGCUUCAUCUGGCAAUGAAGAACAGUUGGCAACUAAUAGUCCUUCUCACACUGGAGGUAUUAGUUCAAGACCUAGACCCUCAAAGCCAAUGUCUAAACCAGUGCACAAGCAACCUCAUGCAGAUAAUCAUGUUGGUCCUCCAAGAACCAGCCAAAAUCAUGGCAAUGACCAUGGAAGUGCAGAGAUAAGAAGUGCCUCUGACCAUAAUAUGGAUGGUGAACCCAAAGAUGAUCUGCACCAUGAGAGAGAGGCAUUUCCUUCCCAGGAUAAUAUGAGGGAAGGCCAUACCUUUAGGCGAUCUUCAGAUUGGCUUGGAAAUAAAGAUCAAGAAAGGAAUGUUGCAAGAAGUGAAACAAAAGAUUUAGGAGAAUCAAAAGAUAAACAUUUUGGUCGAUUUGUGGAGCAUAGAGAGGGUAUGUUAGGUCAAUCACCCCAAGAUGCUAUUAAAAAGAUUGAUAAAGACAAAGUGAAGGCAGCUUUGGAGAAACGAAGGAAGUCCCGAGGAGACAUAACUCGAAAAACUGACUUCUUGGACGAGGAUGAUCUCAUUGAGAGGGAACUGGAAGAUGGAAUUGAACUAGCUGCUGAAAGUGAAAAAAACAAGCGUGAUAGAAGACAAAGCUGGUCCAAGCCCUUGGACAGGGAAGAAUAUGAGAGCUCACAUCAUGGGAAGAAUAUGGAUGCAAGGGAUGAACAGCAUCAUGGAAUGAGGGGGCAGUUAUCACAAAGGCCAGAUCGGAACAAUAUUGAAGAUGGGGAACUGUCAGCUCCUGAUGAUAUGUACCAGGGGUUUCCCUCACCCAAGUCAAGUAAUCGCAAACGUAAGGCAUCAAGUCCACCUGACAGAAAGUCUGAGGGGGAGCAUCGGACUGAUAAUGCCCCAGGGUCUCACCAUUAUAAUCAUCAUGAUUGUACAGAUGAUCGAAACAGGAUGAACCGGUUUGGUUAUUUGGAGAGAGAUCAUAAAAGGCAUGUCCCAGAAAAUCACGCCUGAGGUGUUGCUGUUUGCUGGAGAGCACCUUGGUAUCAAAAUUUCUGUCAGAUGCUGGUAAUUGCUUAAGAGAUCAGUGGCUUUGUAGUUCCUUUGCAGUUGGUUGAAGUAAUAUGUCAGUUGUUAGUGGAUCCUUUAAAUAAAGGAUGAUCUUAUUUAAGUCCAAGCCCUAUAGCAGCCAUCUUCUAGUUGAUGGUUGGAUCAGACUCUUCCACAUGAUUUAUAAGAAUGGAAGCGAGGAUUUUGGAUUUUCUUAAUUGAUUGGCAGCAGCAUGCGCUUUCUCUUUGAUCUCCUUGUAGAAUACUUGGGAUCACUAUUCAUGUACAAUAACGAUGAUUCAUCAUCGAGUAAUCAUAAUGAUUUUCAGUUACAA
This is a messenger RNA of Populus trichocarpa (black cottonwood), 2914 nucleotides long. RefSeq names its product cyclin-T1-3. Gene Ontology annotation, cellular component: cyclin/CDK positive transcription elongation factor complex; nucleus. NCBI's taxonomy places the organism in Eukaryota, Viridiplantae, Streptophyta, Magnoliopsida, Malpighiales, Salicaceae. The transcript has 7 exons. Bases 666 to 2543 code for a protein of 625 amino acids. The record is from RefSeq and is a predicted model, not a curated record. Gene Ontology annotation, molecular function: cyclin-dependent protein serine/threonine kinase activator activity. Gene Ontology annotation, biological process: positive regulation of DNA-templated transcription, elongation; regulation of transcription by RNA polymerase II.